Fusarium falciforme is the source of this 1242-nucleotide messenger RNA. RefSeq names its product Fungal-trans domain-containing protein. The transcript is spliced from 3 exons. The record is from RefSeq and is a predicted model, not a curated record. Bases 1 to 1242 code for a protein of 413 amino acids. Lineage: Eukaryota; Fungi; Ascomycota; Sordariomycetes; Hypocreales; Nectriaceae.
AUGAGCGCUCGCCAAGUCGCUGAUGAGUCUGCCAGACACGGAGACGUUCUGAGUCGGCAUCUGAAAGGACACGGCGACAACGACAAGGCCCACAAGAACGCCUCCAAAUUAACCCGGGUGCGCUUGCAAGAGAGGCAACACGGCCCCGAAUCUCCAACUGGCAACACUGUCGUUGUGUGGCCCUUGGGCUCCGCGUCUUCGCCCUCACGCUCGUCCCGUCACAGCCCUCAGCAGCCCGGGCUAGAUGAGGCACCCAGUGGCACCAACAGUGCCCCGAACAAUGCCACCGUCUCCAGCAUCGACACUUUGGACCCCGACAUCGUCAUCCCGAAUGCCCGGGAGAUCCCUGUUGCUCCGAAUCUCGAACCUUCCGCCCAGGCUGAUCUCGGCUCCCUGGACCAACAGACCGCGUCUCCGACUCCCUCCCACGGUGCCCGGCGAUCCGAGAAGCCCCCCUUGAGCCAUGAGAUUCAGAACCGGAUCACGCUUGGUCGCUCCAAGCCGACCCCGAGAGUUGGCCAGGAAGAUGACGAGAUGCAAGCUCUCUUCUCUUUUUCAUACAGCAUGCCGCCCAUCUCGGAAACUUCCAUCGCCGAUCAUGAGCUCUCCAAUACCAUGGCUCACAGCCAAGCCGAACCCGAUGUGCUCAUGAGCAACAGUGUAGAUUCCGCGGCCCACUUGAGCAUCCCCGACGAGACGCAACCCACAACCACUUUUCGACGCGACAGUCUGCACGGCCACGACACCAGUGCUCUAUCAGAUCAGGACCUGGGUCAUCUCCUGGGGCAGUAUGUCGACAGAACAUGGCCGCCCGCUGAACCAGACUGGCUCCCCGGCUUGGACACAGAGUUGACGAUUCCGGAUCUCAACUGGCGUAGCUGGGGAAACAACCCUUUACUCAGCUUCGAUGUCACUGCCCCUUUGGAUCAUCCCAUAAAGAGGAGGAGGAAGACCGCGAGCUUCACAUCUGAGAUUCCCGACGAGCGCUUUGCUGAGAUGGCCAAGCUGUGGCCCAAGAGGGGUGACCAGCCCUGGCAGCUUAUGCAGACGCUGUGGUCAGAUUCUGUCACUCACAGAGGCAGCAAUCUCUUCUCUGAUACUAAGCAUGCCGGCGACUCUUAUGUUGCGACUGGUCCCAAGUCAGCUGAAGGUAGGCUCGACGACCAGCGACGGAUGAGCAUGAGCCAAGAGUACGGGGUGGAGUGUCCUUCAGUGGUAAUACCUGCGCAGAAACAUGAGUGA